AUGUCCGACCAUCUCAGCACGCCUUCCUCAUCUGCAUUGUCGCCAAGCGUAUCUGCUGAUGCAUUGGCUCUAGCUGCAGAGCGCCGUACACUUCAUGCUUCAUCCGGUGCUAAUUCACCUUUGACCCCUGCUCAAGUGGCUGCCCAACAUGAGAAGCGACAGAGGUUCCGGAGACUCAUAGAUCCUGGGAUUACACGGCCAAAUGCUAAAGAGCGAGCACGCAGCUCUCUCAAAACUUUGUUGACUAUCGCGGACAAUCUGCUUCGUGAUCCUACCAAUCCAAAAUAUCAGAUGUUCAGAACUUCCAAUACUAUCAUCAAGCGAGAGCUUAUUGACACGAAAGGCGCGUUGGAAUAUGCAGUUGAACUCGGCUUUCGUCCUACGGUCAAAGACUUUGAACCAUAUUACGUUUUCAACGAGCAUCAUCUGGAAGACUUACAAAUCGGUGCAGUUAUUCUCAAGGAACACUUGAACCUUGACGCAGAGAAAGAAGAACGCUUGAUAAGAGCAAUGAAGAGCGAAAAGGAAGCUAAACUGGCUGCCGCAGAAAAGGUAAAACUUGCCUAUAUGGAUGACAGGAGAAACAAAGAGGUCCGGGACGAAAUGGAGAAACAGCAACUUAUCGCUCGUGCACAUUUGGCGGCGGAACGUGCCGCGAGACAACCAAACCUACCACCCAGACCCAGAUCUACUUCGCCAGACACUCUCAUGCCAGGGUCAGGUUAUAUCCUUGGGGCGACUGAAAAUCAAUCAGAAGAACCACCCGCAUACGAGGAUAGACCAAAAACAGAAUGA
Messenger RNA from Psilocybe cubensis, 795 nucleotides. RefSeq lists its product as uncharacterized. Lineage: Eukaryota; Fungi; Basidiomycota; Agaricomycetes; Agaricales; Agrocybaceae. Bases 1 to 795 code for a protein of 264 amino acids. The transcript is spliced from 5 exons. The record is from RefSeq and is a predicted model, not a curated record.